Colletotrichum lupini is the source of this 3342-nucleotide messenger RNA. RefSeq names its product DEAD/DEAH box helicase. Gene Ontology annotation, molecular function: protein binding. The transcript is spliced from 16 exons. NCBI's taxonomy places the organism in Eukaryota, Fungi, Ascomycota, Sordariomycetes, Glomerellales, Glomerellaceae. The record is from RefSeq and is a predicted model, not a curated record. The coding region runs from base 1 to 3342 and encodes 1113 amino acids.
AUGUUGCAGGCGGGUCUUACCACGGAAGAACGAGACAUCAUCGCCAAUGCAUACGAUGCUGGGACACUCAAAGUGUGUGUAGCAACAUGUAGCUUAGCAGCUGGCAUAAACUUGCCGGCACGACGAGUAAUUCUUCACAAUGCUCGUAUGGGAAGAGAUUUUGUAGGGCCAUCGAUGCUCAGACAGAUGCGUGGACGGGCCGGUCGCAAGGGAAAGGACGAAGUCGGAGAAACCUACCUGUGCUGCCGAAAGGACGAUCUUGAGCAGGUUGUCGACUUGAUGCACGCUGAGAUACCGCAAAUCACAAGCGGGUUGAUGACGGACAGAAAGCGAAUACAAAGAGCACUUUUGGAAGUCAUUGCCAUACGGUUAGCAACAAGCCGAGAUGCGCUGGACGAGUACAUAACAAAGACUUUGCUAAGCCACUCUGGGCCUCUGGAGUCCCUCCAAGACUGCGUCGAGGUCAGCCUCAGAAAUCUGACGAACAUGGGCUUUGUGUCCGUAGACGACUGCGAGAACUACCAACCGACAAAACUUGGGAGGGCCAUUGUGGCUUCUGCAUUGGAUCCUGAAGAUGGUGUCUUCAUCCACAAGGAACUGGAAAGGGCGCUUCAAGCAUUUGUUAUGGACGGAGAGAUGCAUAUCCUUUACACUUUCACACCCGUCCAGGACUCUGGCAUCAACAUCAACUGGCAAGUCUUCAGGAACGAGAUGGACAAUAUGGAUGAAAGUGGACAUAGAGUUCUCGGUUUCCUUGGGCUUAAGCGUGCUGUAAUCAACCGGCUAGCGCAGGGUAGUGCACUCAAAGAAACGACUGCUGAGGAGAAAGAAGUAGUUCGUGUACACCGUCGGUUUUACAUGGCCUUUCAAUUACGAGACCUGUGUAACGAGAUGCCCAUCCACGUUGUGGCGCGAAAGUACGAUGUGCCGCGAGGUGCCGUUCAAACCCUAUCCCAAACUUGCAAUGGGUUUGCGGCUGGAAUGGUCAAAUUCUGCGAAUACAUGGAUUGGGGCGUUAUGUCUGCUGCAUUAGAUCACUUUUCAGACCGUUUGAGAGCUGGGGCAAAAGCCGACUUGCUGGCCUUGGCAAAGAUCACUUUUGUGAAGAGUCGGACAGCAAGAGUCUUUUGGGAGAACGGUUUUCGCAGCAUUGCGGCCAUCGCAAAUGCUGAUCCCAACGAGCUCCUACCAAUUCUGAUGCAGGCUCAACCAAGUAAACUGCGCAUCAAGGAGCAGGAAAGUAUCAAAUACGAAGGAAAACUCAUGGCCAAGGCCAGGGUCAUCUCGGAUUCGGCCAACCGACUGUGGCGUAAGUCAAACCGAGAGACAUAUCGGCGCCGUUGGUGGACUGUUGUUGGCAACGGUUGGAGCGGCCUACAGCACGCUCUUUACUUGCAGCUUGGUAGCACCGCGGCCGUUACGAAGCUGAUGCGCAUGCAUGCCGUCGCACAUCCGCCAAUAAUUGAGGGCCGCUCCCACCGCUACUCUGGGUCCCCGUGGCUUCUCAGUGGUCUGACUAGCCGCGAUUUUGGAACAAGGCCGUUCAUCACAUGGCACCCGCAGUACGGUGCUGCAUUUGCCUGCACACCCACGGCGACGGAUUGCAUAGGAAGCAGACCGAGGAAUGGCAAACCCAGCGCAAAUCCCGGGUGGCACCUGACAUGCAAUCGAUUCUUCUAUGCGACAACACAACCGUUCAUGCGCGAGUUACACAGCAGGGGAGACGGGAAAAGCAAAGAAUCUGACUCUGUAGUUGGCGGUCGCGCCCAGAAGGCUCGCGACCAACAAAGGUCUGACAGCCACCGCCCACCGAGCUACCCACCCUCAUCCGUCUUCGGUUGUUCCUUGUCUCCGAAAUGCGCUCUCAUGUUCCUCUCUCUCCUUCUUGUUUUUGUUUUCUCGUGGUUCUUCGACUCGACUUGUUCAUUUUCUCUUCUGGUCACCUGUUACAGCUCAUCAGAAAACAAGAUCGUGAGUGCUGGCGGGAGCAGUGCUGAUGCAGAUGAUGCCGUUCGAACGCUGGGCGAUGUUAUGAGAGCACGACCGACCGGGUUCCCGGACGUCGUUGUCAUCGAUCAGACACAUGAAGAGAACGAACGGAAAGAUGAUCCUAGCCCUAGCGAAGAUUUGUGGCUCAGUUCAGCAGACGGUCGAUACAGUUCGACCAUCGUUCCCUUGCGAGUUGGACGAGCGCCGAAUCAAGAGAUUUUCCAUGUACACAGAAAUAUCUUGCUAGCGACGGAAUAUUUCCGAAAAGCCCUUUGCGGAGAUUUCAGAGAAGCUGAGGCCCAAUCCAUGGACUUUCCAGAAGAGGAUCCGGCCAUUUUCCACUUUCUCGUCGCCUUCCUCUACCAAAGAAGCUUUAUUCCUAUCAAGCCAGCAGCGUCAGCACUGGCUGUCGAGGCAUCAGAACGAGGGAAAGCACAAGACUCUGGCUACCGAAGCGAAUCGGAGUCGGAGGUGUCAUCGUCGGAGGCCAGUGAGGCCAGUGCCAGAAGUCGAAUCCGGGCGCAGAGGCGGCAACGGCGGCGGGAGCGGCAAUGGGACCGCAUGAACCGGAAACAGCCAGGUACACACCGCCCAGAUUGCAGAUGUCCGCGCUGCACCACAACCAUCGGCUCGCCAUGCUGGAACUGUGGCGUUGGUCGCGCAAGGCCGAUUCCGGGCCACCUUCCGCCGCACAUCAUCAACCCUAUGCCGCCAGUGCGGCCCCUAGGUUUACAGCCACACAGCCGACGCCGUAGCCGACAGCAAGUCAUCACACCGCCAGAGUCAACGCCCUCGGUCGGUUUGCCAGUCUCUACCAACGACGAGUAUGCGGAUGGCGACCGUAUACGAGGCCAAGACAUGCGGACUUUUCUGCUCACAUACGAGCUGAGUCUAGAGGUAUACAUUGUUGCCAAUAAAUUCCUCAUGGAUGACUUCAAAACUGCGAUCCAGCGUCACUGCAUCGACAUGCUCGAAUCCGCCGGACCUGAUGCAGCGCAGUCGAUUGUGUUGCAACUUUGUUCGAAGCUCUACGCCGGCGUCCCUGAAUCUGACCCAUUAUUGAGGAUGAUCUUUGCGCGCGUUGGCUUCUUACAGCCUCUGCUCUGGCAACGAGCGCCGCAGUUCACGUCGGAAUUUCUGAUUGGGCAUCCAGAAGUUGCGGCUCUUAUGCUCCGAGAGACAGCCAUUCGAAGAGAGGAGGAUCUAGGCAGUAGGGCGCUACCGUCCAUGGAACGGGCGACGCACCCUCACGUCAUGCCUAUGUGGCCGGUUGCGCCGCCUAUGCAUCCUCAUAUGCGGCCUCCGCCGCCUCCGCCGCCGCAUCAUUGGCAUCCAGGACCGUUUGGUGUUUAA